Molecule: messenger RNA, 3383 nt
Organism: Fundulus heteroclitus (mummichog)
Lineage: Eukaryota; Metazoa; Chordata; Actinopteri; Cyprinodontiformes; Fundulidae
Gene: ca4a
Product: carbonic anhydrase IV a
Exons: 8
Coding region: 1007-1879 (290 amino acids)
Cellular component (GO): plasma membrane
Molecular function (GO): zinc ion binding; carbonate dehydratase activity
Source: RefSeq, a predicted model, not a curated record
AAUAAUGAAUAAUAACCUUUUUACUUCUUUCUCGACCCAUAGCCAGAAGGCUGAAAGUUGGCCAGUGUUAAAGAUAAUGGCAGAACGUCAUUGUGUCAGCAAUAGCAAUCUCUUAAUGACGACUCAUUUGUUCUAUGAACAGCAUCCAACACCAAGACUGUGAGGUUUACCAUCUCGCCUCUGCUUUGCAGUGGACACGUCUUUGAAGGCUUCACCCAGCUGUGCUGCUUUCACAUUUACCUGCAGAGCUGCUGGACCCUACAGGUCCAAGAGUUGAAUAUUAAUUAUAGCCCUUUAAUCUGCUCAGCAACCAGGCUGCAGUGACUGAAAGUAAUUGGAAAUUUCAGAUAAAUCCUUUAAGACUGAAAGAAUAAUAAACGAAUAAGAAAGUAUCUCAGAUGUAAGCAUCCUCUUAUGCUCUGACGCCAGCACUGCGAUGGAUGGCACUCCUGAUUUUCAGACUCUAAUGAACUAACCAGGAUGUCAGAGGAACCGAGCACUGAAUUCAUUCACAAACACAGAGGAGAAGUCCUCAGCAGAGUCGAGAAAGAGGCUCUCCACACGUUCCUUCAAUCUCAUGUAAAUUUGUUUAAUAAAUGUUUUAUUUGUAAAAUAGCUGCAGAUAUUUGUCGCAGCGUGAAGGGGGAAACAUGCAAACUUAUUGUAAAAUAUUUGUGAACAGCCAGAUAAACAUCUGAGAGGGGAGCUUUGUCUGAUGGGAAAGUUAUGCUCCCUGUUUAUCCUGGUAGUGCGGAAAGAUAAAGCAGCAACAGCAGCUUGUGGCGAGGAGGAUCACAAUUCCUGUGUAUUAGGAGGCUUUCUCUGAGCAUAAAUAACAGGGGUAUCCGGCCACUGAAACAAUAUAUGUUUGCAGAAAAGAAGGAAAGUGAACAAAUUACACAAGGCUAUAUUUGUAAAUGUGUAUAAAAUCUUCCUGAACUCCUGCCAAAAGAUCUGGCACCAGAAAACAUCCUAUUCUGCUCUGACAGAAACUUGCAGCUUGUUGAUGUCGGCGGGAGACUGGUGCUACCAGAGCCAGUUUACCUGCGAGCAUAAGUGCAAUGCACCAGAAAAGUGGAACCAUGCCAGCGAGGACUGUGGGGGAAGAUCCCAGUCACCCAUCAAUAUCGUCACCAGAAAGACACUGAAAGAUGAGACUUUGAGCCCUUUUCAGUUCAAAAACUACCAGCAGACCUUCAGAGGCUCCAUCAAAAACAACGGCCACUCGGUUCAGGUUGGGGUUCCCAUUCUCAGCACCAUCUCGGGUGGAGGCCUAGAGGACACGUACAAGGCUGUGCAGUUCCACCUGCACUGGGGCACUGAUGGAGGGCCUGGCUCUGAGCACACCAUUGAUGGGGAACAGUACCCCAUGGAGCUGCACGUCGUUCACAUGAAGAAACAUUAUGCUGAUCUGGGAACCGCACUGAGGGACAAGAGUGGCGUUGCAGUUCUGGGAUUUUUCUACGAGGAGUCCAAGAGUCCAAACCGAAAAUAUGACUCCAUCAUCAAUACGCUGCAAAGUGUUAAAGCAACAAAUAGCAACAUCUCUCUGCCCUCCAUCUCCUUGGCACAGCUGAUCCCCUCUGAGCAGAACCUGACGUCGUACUACCGUUACCAGGGUUCCCUGACCACCCCUGGGUGCACCGAGUCUGUGGUGUGGACCGUGUUUGAGAACCCCAUCCCUUUGAGCAUGGAGCAGCUGAAAGCAUUCUCCAAGGUUCAGUUCCACGACGGCAAGCAGAUGGUUAACAACUUCCGCCCUGUCCAGCCACUCAACGGCCGGCAGGUGUACCGCUCAGGAGGGGCCGUGCCCCUGGCCAGCUGGGCCCUCCUGGCGGCAGCCCUCGUGACGACUCUGGGGCUGUUCCAACCCAACUAAAAGCGAGCAAUCCCAUGCUGCACUGCGACAUCUAUGAACCCCAACAGAUCUGCGUCAAUUCUCUCAGACUCUUGUUUCCAAUGUAACUCUGACUUGAAGACAGUGGACCACGUCAAAGUGCAGGGGUUGCUCACCUGGUGGUCCCCCCCCCCACCCCUUACGACACAAAUGACAGAGGCGUCAUUACGCCUUAAGAAAGGUGGUGUAAGGGUUUGAUCAGCAUCCAUGCAUGUGUAGUGAAGUAGUAUCUCUUAUUUAGGCCUCAUGAACGUGCCAUGAAGCAAGUUACUUGGCACCCAACGUGGGUAAUCAAACUCAACUAAGAACCAAUGCACGCACACACGCUCGUCACCCAUCUUUAGUUUUUAUGAGCUCUCAUCCACCUUGUCCAAUGUCAGGUAAAUUUAGUGUCCGUUAAUACCAGUGUGAGUUGCCAAUGUUUUGAGGGGGGCGAGCGCUAAUGUCAGCCCCAUGACUUGGCACAUGAUGUAUUAGUGUUAAUGGAGCAUGUGAAAAGGUUGGAGUUAUAGAUAGCAGAACCGAGUCACAAAAAAAGAUCCAGCACCAAGCCAGAAGUCAAAGGAGAAUGCAGUUUGACUUUUCUAUGAAAGUACAUCAGAUUGCAGCCAGGUCGAGGCCUCUCAGAGCCUGGGUGCAGCAUGUGGGGAGGUCUUGCUGAGGCUCACCAGAAAGCAUUAAGAACAGCUGAAUGAAGCUCCCACUCUGAAGCUGCAGGCUCUCGUCUCCCACUAUUAAGACGUUGACAUUAUAUCAGUCAGAUAGAAAGUGGUACCGGCUUGCCGUUAAAGAGGGUGCAAUCGAAUCACAAGAACACACCUGCAUUUUUUUUUAUUUUAGCACAUCGUACAUGAAGAGCAUGACUCUGCAUGCUGUGAUUGUCCACACCUUUGACAUAAGCUACAUGGCUGCAGGAAGCGAGGUUUCACAGCUUUUCCCAAACUCCCAAAUUGUUUUCCCAAAACAAGUGCUUGAAUUUCACGGGAGCCUAUUUCGUAGAACUGCGAUCGUUUCCACGGCUAGUAUUACAUUGCAGUCGGACGCAUUGAUAAUUGUCUACAGUGAAUCACACCCUGCUCAGCGCUCUUGUGUUUUUGUUUUCAGGAGAACUUGCUGUGUAUUUUUAAGUGAGAUAUGUGCAAUUUGGCAGCAAGAACUGUUUGUACAAUGAGGAAGGAAUCUGUAUUUUCCAUUGUUUCAGAAGAAAACCAGUUAUAUUUCUAUGCUCUGUCGUUUUACACAUGUAUUUAUGUACUGAAUGUGCAUAUUGAGAUGAGAUGAGAUUACCAUGUUAUUGUUAUUUAUAUAUUGCAACAAUUAUAUAGAAUGCACAGCUAUAUAAGAAGCUUGAAACUGUUUGUGAUCAAUCAAGUUUACUUGUAUUCUUGAAAUGUUUUAAGAUGCCAGAUUGUAAUGCUAGAAAGUGUUAUUAAAAAUAUUAUGUGAAUAUUACUGUUAAAUAAUAAACUAUAAGGCUUUUUAAAGA